GAGCGCGGAGCGACCCUGCGCGGGGGCGGCGGCGGAGGACGUGCCGCCAUGCGCCGUGCUGCGGGCCGGGCUCGCCAUCCUGCUGCGUAGCGGCGGGACGCGGCUCGGCUUUCCGCCCGUGAUGUCCCCAGGGCAGCGGGGGAAGGCAACUCACUCGAGGGCUGCGGCAGAGGCCUAGUACGGCCAGCGCCGUUCCGCGUCCCCGCCGCCGCGCCCCCAUGGCCGAGGAGCAGCAGCCGGAGGGGCAGCCGCCGCGGCGGCUCACCGGAACCCCCGCGCCCGGCGGGGCCCUGCCGGCCCUGGUGCCAGGGCUGCAGGGCGGCGAGGCCAGCGCGCUGCAGCACAAGAUCCGCAGCUCCAUCUGCAAAACUGUACAAUCUAAAGUGGACUGCAUUUUGCAAGAAGUUGAGAAGUUUACAGACCUAGAGAAACUCUACCUCUACCUUCAGCUGCCUUCGGGUCCCAACAAUGGAGACAAAAGCGAUCAGAUCUCCAUGUCAUCCAGCCGUGCCCAGCAGAUGCACGCCUUCUCGUGGAUACGGAACACCUUGGAAGAGCAUCCUGAGACAUCCCUUCCCAAGCAGGAAGUUUAUGAUGAAUACAAGAGCUAUUGUGACAAUCUCGGCUACCACCCAUUAAGUGCUGCUGACUUCGGAAAGAUCAUGAAAAAUGUCUUUCCAAAUAUGAAGGCCCGGCGUCUAGGCACAAGAGGCAAAUCAAAAUAUUGCUACAGUGGACUGAGGAAGAAGGCUUUUGUGCAUAUGCCAACACUGCCCAACCUUGACUUUCAUAAAACUGGAGAUGGGUUGGAUGGGGCAGAGCCAUCUGGGCAGCUGCAAAGUGCUGAUGAGGAAGUCGUCUCUGCGGCCUGCCGGCUUGUUUGUGAAUGGGCCCAGAAAGUGCUGAGCCAGCCUUUUGACACAGUCUUGGAGCUGGCUCGUUUCCUUGUCAAAAGUCACUAUAUCGGUACCAAGUCAAUGGCAGCUUUAACAGUAAUGGCGGGGGCACCAGCAGGAAUAAAAGGGAUCUCCCAGCCCUCGGCUUUCAUACCUACUGCUGAAAGUAAUUCCUUUCAACCACAAGUGAAAACUCUGCCAUCUCCUGUUGAUGCCAAGCAGCAGCUGCAGCGCAAGAUCCAGAAGAAGCAGCAAGAACAGAAGUUGCAGUCUCCUUUGCCAGGAGAGUCCCCAGCAAAGAAAACAGAAGGCACCGCAACCAACGGUGUGAGCAGUAUAUCUAACGGAAGUCCUGCGAUCCUAUCUCCUCCGCCUAUUGGCAUUGUUGUGGCAGCUGUUCCCAGCCCAAUACCGGUGCCAAGGACCAGACAGUUGAUGACAUCCCCAAGUCCUGUGGGAUCAUCUGAUAACAAGGUCCUGCCACUCAAUGUUCAGGUGGUCACUCAGCACAUGCAAUCAGUCAAGCAGUCACCAAAGACUCCCCAGAACGUUCCUGCGAGCCCUGUUGGUGACCGCUCUGCUCGGCAUCGCUACCCACAGAUCUUACCCAAGCCAGCAAAUACCAGUGCUCUCACCAUCCGCUCUCCCACAACGGUGCUCUUUACUAGCAGCCCAAUCAAGACUGUUGUGCCAGCUCCACAUGUGAAUUCCCUAAAUGUGGUAAAAAUGACAGCAAUAUCUCUUGCCCCAAGCAGUGGCAGUGUGCCUGUCAAACAGACACCUUCAGUUAGCAGUAGUGCAGUAGCAGUGGAAGAAGGAAGGACUGGUCCACAGAUCAAAAAUGGAUCUGUUGUUUCACUUCAGUCUCCAGGAUCCAAACCUAGCACUGUUGGAGCUGCACCUGCAGUCAAGAUCAAAAUGGAACCAGAAGUGCUGCUGGAUGAGAACCCAGUACAGGGCCAAGAGAGCUCUGAUGUAUCUAAAUCCAUAAAGGCAACCCCUGAUGUGCCUCCUCUCCAAUUAAUUAAUUUUGAAGUUGCAACCUUGAAACUUUCAGCUGAUGAUGUUGUGGAGGCAAAACCAGUUAAGGGCUGUGAUCAGGGAGCUGAAGAAGCAGGGACCACAUAUAAAACGCAGUCUAAUGAGAUCACACCAGUUUCUUCAGCAGACAAUAACCAAAAUACUCUAAAGCUCUCACUUGCCAGUCAAGACUUGUCCAGCACCAGCAUCAGUUCACCUCCUACUGCUGAGUCUACAGUUAAAGACAAAGCAUGCACUAAAAGUCCGAGAAAGCGACAACCUUCUGCACUUCAGGAAUCCCAGGUACCGCCUGUAAAGAAACCACUGGUGGAGCAGCUUUCCGCUGGUAAUGCUGUGGAGGGUCAAAAGGCAAACAGUGUUAAGAAGUCUCCAAAGGUUGGAUUGUUAGCUAAUAGUGACAACACGGCCACACUUGCUCAAGUUCCCAGCAAGGUACCUGUGAAUGUACCUGUACCUGCUGCAGGUGCAGUAAACUUAGCAACAGACCUUUCUUUGAGCACCGAUUUAAAUACCAGUGAUUCUACCUUAGCACAGCAGCUUGUGUCAGCAUCAUCUCCAGAUAUAAAAGUAAAAUUGGAAGGAAACAUGUUUAUCAUAGAAAAUGAUUCAAAAUCUGAUGGCAGCUUUAACCCAAAUACAUGGCACCAUAUCACCAAAGCCUCUGACUUUGCAUCUGUGAAUUGCGAGCAGCAGCAAGAUAUCAGUGUUAUGGCUCUUGCAGGGCACUCUGGCUCCAGUGACUUGCAGGAAUCAGCGUGGGAGACAGUGCACUGUGAGGGUAUGCAGCAGGAUGCCUACAGCCAACAGCUACAAGGCCAGAUACAGGACUCCUCCCUAGGUCAGAUACAAGCACAGUCUUCAAAUCAGUUACCUCUGCAGUCAGAGCUGAAAGAGUUUGAACAUACAGUCCCUCAGUCAAAUGAAAACUUCUUUUCAUUUGAUGACGACCUUACCCAGGAUAGCAUUGUGGAAGAGCUGGUGCUCAUGGAAGAGCAAAUGUCCAUGAAUAAUUCUCAUCCUUAUGGUAGUUGCCUAGGAAUGGCACUUCAGAGUCAGACAACAGCUCAAGGAGCUCCUGCGUCAUCUCAUCCAAGCAGCACACAUUUUUACCAUUCAAUCCAUAACAACAGCACUCCGAUUCACACUCCCACCCCAACCCCAACUCCGACCCCCACCCCAACUCCCACCCCAACCCCCACCUCUGAAAUGAUUGCUGGAUCUCAGAACAUGUCCCGAGAGAGCCCUUGUUCAAGGCUGGCUCAGACAACUCCCGUGGAUAGUGCUCUAGGGAGCAGCCGGCACACACCCAUUGGCACACCGCAUUCAAACUGCAGCAGCAGUGUUCCUCCUAGUCCUGUAGAAUGUCGAAAUCCAUUUGCAUUUACUCCCAUCAGCUCCAGUAUGGCUUACCACGAUGCCAGCAUUAUAUCAAGUAGCCCUGUGAAGCCGAUGCAGCGGCCUAUGGCUACCCAUCCUGACAAAACCAAGCUCGAGUGGAUGAAUAACGGCUACAGCGGUGUCAGUAAUUCAUCGGUUGCAAACCAUGGCAUCCUUACGAGCUAUCAAGAGCUGGUGGAGGACCGCUUCAGGAAACCUCAUGCUUUUGCUGUUCCUGGCCAGUCAUAUCAGUCUCAACCACGCCACCAUGAUACUCACUUUGGUCGUGUGACUCCUGUUUCACCUGUGCAGCACCAGGCAGCCCCUGUCAGCAGUACGACCAAGCAAGAGGGCUUUGCUGUUCCUGCACCUUUGGACAACAAAGGAACUAGUUCCUCUCUCAACAGCAGUCUGAGGUGCCGGAGCGUGAGCCCUGCUGUCCAUCGCCAACGUAAUCUCAGUGGAAGCACUGUUUACCCGAUUUCAAAUAUACCACGCUCUAACCUGACACCUUUUGGAAGUCCAGUGACUCCUGAAGUUCACAAUGUAUUCGCUAACAUCCAUGCAGACACCGGUGCCAAUAACAUAGCGCAAAGAAGCCAGUCAGUCCCAUUGACUGUGAUGAUGCAGACAGCCUUCCCAUCUCUUCAGAAACAAACAAACACUAAAAAAAUAACCAAUGUCUUGUUAAACAAACUUGAUUCUGAUAGCGAUGAUGCGGUGAGAGGUUUGGGAAUGAACAACAUGCCCUCAAACUACACAGCCAGGAUGAAUCUCACUCAGAUUUUAGAGACGUCAUCUGCUUUUCCUAGUGCCAACCCACAAAAUAUGAUCAAUUCCAGCACUUCAGUUUAUGAAUUCCAAACACCAAAUUACCUCACAAAAAACAGCAGCACCGAUCAGAUCAGUUUUUCAUCUGGAGAUAACCAAGCACAAUCAGACAUUGGAGAGCAGCAGCUAGAUUUUAGCAGCACUGUAAAAGACCUUUUAGGGGAGGACAGUCUGCCAACAAACCAGCAGCUGGUGAAUCAGGUGGCAGAUCUCAAUAACGUUGCAUCUGUCUUUUCCAGCGACAUCAGGUUGUCUUCCGAGCUCUCAGGCAGCAUUAACGAUCUGAACGCUUUAGACACAAAUCUACUGUUUGAUCCAGGUCGUCAGCAGGGACAAGAUGAUGAUGCUACACUGGAGGAAUUGAAAAAUGACCCCUUGUUUCAACAGAUCUGCAAUGAAUCCAUAAACUCAAUGACUGCAUCAGGUUUUGAGUGGAUAGAGAGUAAGGAUCAUCCUGCUGUUGAAAUGUUGGGUUAAUCUUGUUUUGUAGUCUGUAUGUAGCACACUGUAUCGAAAGACAGACGUAUUGUAUUUGUCUUAAUGGAAGUGCCUCCCGCAGCAGAAACACUUGCUACGUAUUGUGGCAUUUUAAAAAAAGAGUUUGCUGUACCUGUUGCUCAUUGUUCAGCAGGGAAAAUGCAGUCUUAGCAAUUCUAAACAAACCUCUGAAGGUGGUGGGCUAUCAAAGAGCCAGUAUUAAAAUUUCAAUUUUUGUAGUGUUUCCCAUUGAACAUUUCUUAUUGAGGCAAAUAAAGAAGUGGUUAAUAGCCAGCCAGCAGCGACAGCUAUAGUUGAAGCUUUGGGAGGGUUUUAAGUCAAGCUCGUUAGUAGACUUUCCAUACUUCAUAUUGCUCAUUACUUCUUAUCAGAGGAUCCUUUCUGACCUUUGUCAUUCAGGUCUGAAAGGCAGGGUGCCUGCAGAUAGGUGGUGGGGACUGAGUGCAAGUGAGCACCCAAUCGUUGCACAGUUGCCUUGAGCACUGCUCAGGGGUGACCUGUGUGGAAAGUCUCUGUAGCAGUGAUGCCAUUGGCAUCUCUAGUAAAAUGCAGAGUUAGGAAAAAAAAACCAGAAGUGAUCAAAGAAAAAGAAAGAUGCACUAUUUUUUUCUGUUUAAGAGAAGUAAUCUAUGUGGUUAUUAUAUCCAUUAAUAUUCAUUGCAUACUUGAUAUUUUAGUUCUCACUUAAGUGUUUUUUUUAUAUUGGAUAAGACUCGUGAAAGGAUUUUGAGCACUGAACAUCCUGUUUUAAACUGAUAAGUACUGUUUCAUUAUUUAUCAAGGCUAGAGAAGGAAGGUGAUAUUUUCCAUCUUACUUUUUUAAACAAAAGAGCUGUUGGAGCUCAUGAAAAUAUGAUUUUAAAGAUUCUUUUUGUUUGUUUGUUUGCUCUUUCCUAACCUGGUGGAGGGUGUAGGAAGGUCUUCUUUUCUCUCUAUUUCGCUGGGUUGAGUCUUUCUGUCUUUCUUGCUCACUCUUUCUCUCCAACAAAAGGCAAUUAAAGUGUAAGAAAUACUUGUUGAUUUAAAAAUAUUUCAGAUGAGCCAUAAUACUGCCAGGCACUUUACAGAUACACAGUAAGACAUCUGAUCUUUCUUUUGGUUAAACUUCUUUUAAAAGAAGUGCUUACUGUUUUGGAAGCCUGAAUCCCAUUUUCUUAAGUGAUUUGACAGGACUGGUACAUUUAAAAAUUUUUUUUAAGUCCUUAACUGCCCCUCUGGAAAAUUAUAUUUAAGACAUCUGCCUCACUAGUUCAUUUGAACAAAAAAAAAAGACCUUUUCUUUUAUCAGCAUGGUCAAAAGAGAGAAGUAUUCAACCAACCAUGGCCCUGAUGCUAGAAAGAGUGCUUGUGGAGGCAUGCAGUGGUUCACUGAGUAGUGUAAAUUCACUACUUGUUCUGUGAACUGGCAGUUGUAACAGAAAACAGAGCAGAAAAUAGUUUCCUCUCUUACUGUACUUCUUUGAAUGGGCAGUCAUAAUUUGUGAAGAGGAAAACCCAGUAACCCUCCUAGAUUUACUGAAGGGGAAGCUGCUCAGAUAUUUUGGGUGAUAAGUGUUAUUUUUUUUUGCCUAAGCAUCUUGAUUGCCUUCUGUUUUUUCAGUUUUUGCUAAUGACUUGAGAUCCCAGUACUGGUCAGGUUUUUUGGUGGUGCCGAUUAAACUUGUGGUGAUGCAUUGGCACUUGAGGUGCUGAUGUACCGGGGCUUCUCUUGCUCUCACCCUAAUUCAUCGCCAGAUCUAUGGCCUUUUCUGUGGGGAAGAAAAGCUGUGCCAAGCAGUAGCACCUUAUGGGAGCCUGAUUUCACUGUGCAUGCGCCACGAGUUUUGCCAUGUCAUCAGAAACAGACUGGGAGAGUUUACAUUCCUCCUUGAAGCACGUGGAUGUGCAACAGUGUGGUUUGCUUUAUGUUUUGUUAAGGAAAUGAGUAGGAGGCUAAGAAUUGCAGGGUAGCUUUCUGCCUGUUACCUUGCCAGGUGUCUGUCAGUGUAAGGCUUGAACAAUUUUUCUUGUAGGCUAAAGUUGCUGAAGGCAGGGCUUGAGUUCUGUACCUGCCUGUGGCCUUUUGUCAGAGAUGUGCUGAACAUCCUCUUACUGUCUUGACUUCACUGGGUCUGAGACACACUCGGCACUUCUUUUUUCCCCCCCGCCCCCUUUCCCGACCCUGUGUGAAGAGUCAGCACUGCUGUGAAUAGGUGGAACCCACCGUCCGGUGGAGAGCGGUGGGGGAGGACGCGAGCUGGCGCUGUGGGGAGCAAGCUGCACGCAUGCUGCAGCAGUCUGCGUGUUGGCAUGAUGUGCUAACCUCACCUCGGCUCACUAGCACUGACACUGAGAUGGCCUGGAGGGAAAGAAGAUCUUGCCUAACCACUAAUUUUUUGAAGAGCAUUUCUCCAAGCAAGAGUAGAUUGAAAGCUGAUGCAUUCUAAAUUAUGCAGCCUUCACCAAAGGUUUUUAAAAGUGCUUUUAAAAUUAUUUUUAAAUAGAAGCAUUACAUUGGACCUAACAUGUUACUUAAUUAGCAGAAAUACUCUUUAAUUGGUGGAUUUAAAGCAAAUAUUUGCUUAAUUUACGAAGUGUUAAACUUGAUAAGGAUUGUUUCAAGUGAAAUCCAAGACACAGGCACAGCUUUGUACAUCAGUAUGUAUUAUUUUAGAGGUGUUUAUGUGUUGGUGUUGUAAUUAAUAAUGUUAGGUCCCUGUACUUUAGUGCUAGUUAGUUCUUUACUGUACAUUGAGACAGAGCACUACUGCACACCAAAGUAUGCAAUACCCAAAGGAAAAGUGUGAUUCUAACAAAUGGAAGCCUGUCUGUGACAGAUACUCCAAAACUAAGAAUUUGAGAAAGGUCUGACCCCAUGUUUACAUUAUUGACUUCCUACUAACAUGAGAAAUAAAUUAUUUUGAUAGCAGUUUUUGCUAAAGUAUACAAAAGUAGUGGAUUUGUACCCUGUGUACAGUAUUGCAGCAAACACUUUAAAUUUGGUUAGUCCAGCAAACUUUCUGGGUUCAUCUAUUGCACUAAAAUUCUGUUGAACCUGUGGUAGGCACAUUCCUUAGGAUAAAUGCAACAAAUACGGCCCACAGAUUUUUAAAAAGGAAAAAAAAAAACCCACAACAAAAAACCAACAACAACAAAAAAAACUUUUAAAUGUGUUUUCGUUAUUAAAAGGCAAAAUGUCAUUAAAAGUGACAGGUGAAAUUGUCUUAUGUAGCAAUGUGCAUUGAUCUCAAUGAGAUAUUUCUAUUUCUUAUUCUCUUACAUGAGAAUAUUACAGCAGGAAAAAGAUAAAUUUAGUUUGCUUCACCAUGUUAAUACAUGAUCACAAAAUGUGCAUGAGUGUUAAUGACUUAAUCUUGUACAGUACUAGAUAUAUUCCUGUAACCACUUUUAAUUUUUUUAUUCUUUUGCUGUAUUGAAACUGGUUCAGUGUUAACCAGGUGAGCAUAGUUAUUCACAAGUUAGUUACUUUUUUUUUUUUAUGUUAACUAAUUCAGCUUACUUAUUGUUGAAUAUGUUCCUUUCCUGGAUUAUUUUUUAUUGUUCUGGUGUUGAAAGAAACAUUUUUGCAUCAUUUUAUCAUUCUAAGAAUUCAUGAAGUAAAUAAUUUGCAAAUACUUGCAAUAAGCACUGACUUCUGAACUGAAAAGAAGGAAAGCGUUUCUUGUGCAGUGCAUCUGAGGUUCAUAUAAUAGUCUUGUACUAUACUGUGCUUUAUUUACUGCACUGUAAGGAAAGAAAAAUCCCUGUUCCACCUUUUCAUUUAGUGCAGGAAAUCCAGUUUCUCCCUUCCUCCCCAGUGUUUUGUUGUCUGUUGUACUGCUGAAACUACAGUAGUUGAAUAUUGCAGUAGCAUUUCAGUUAUUUUUUUUAUUGGAAGUGCUCAAAAAUUGUUUUUUUAAUGUUUUCAAAACCAAUAAAAACAUUUUAUAUUAAAAUUA
This is a messenger RNA of Pogoniulus pusillus (Red-fronted tinkerbird), 8581 nucleotides long. It is a transcript of the gene RFX7, whose product is annotated as regulatory factor X7. Bases 219 to 4622 code for a protein of 1467 amino acids. Gene Ontology annotation, molecular function: RNA polymerase II cis-regulatory region sequence-specific DNA binding; DNA-binding transcription factor activity, RNA polymerase II-specific. Lineage: Eukaryota; Metazoa; Chordata; Aves; Piciformes; Lybiidae. The record is from RefSeq and is a predicted model, not a curated record. Gene Ontology annotation, biological process: regulation of transcription by RNA polymerase II. The transcript is spliced from 9 exons.